Molecule: messenger RNA, 1510 nt
Organism: Apaloderma vittatum (bar-tailed trogon)
Lineage: Eukaryota; Metazoa; Chordata; Aves; Trogoniformes; Trogonidae
Gene: SURF4
Product: surfeit 4
Exons: 5
Coding region: 79-759 (226 amino acids)
Biological process (GO): Golgi organization
Cellular component (GO): endoplasmic reticulum; endoplasmic reticulum-Golgi intermediate compartment; membrane
Source: RefSeq, a predicted model, not a curated record
CUGAGGGUGACGAAGCAGUACCUGCCGCACGUGGCCCGCCUGUGCCUGAUCAGCACCUUCCUGGAGGAUGGCAUCCGCAUGUGGUUCCAGUGGAGCGAACAGAGGGAUUACAUUGAUGGCACGUGGAACUGUGGCUAUUUCCUGGCCUCCGUCUUUGUGUUCAUAAAUCUCUUCGGACAGCUCAGUGGCUGUAUCCUGGUGCUGAGUAGGAACUUUGUGCAAUAUGCCUGCAUUGGACUGUUUGGAAUUAUAGCAUUACAGACUAUUGCAUACAGCAUUCUAUGGGACCUGAAGUUCUUGAUGAGGAACCUCGCCCUUGGGGGAGGCUUGCUGCUGCUUUUGGCCGAGUCGCGCUCAGAGGGGAAGAGCAUGUUUGCUGGUGUCCCUACCAUGCGGGAAAGCUCUCCUAAGCAGUACAUGCAGCUGGGGGGCCGCGUGCUGCUGGUCCUCAUGUUCAUGACGCUGCUACAUUUUGAUAUGAACUUCUUUUAUAUUCUGCAGAAUAUUGUGGGCACAGCCCUGAUUAUCUUGGUGGCAAUUGGCUUCAAGACUAAGCUGGCUGCCUUGACUCUAGUCAUCUGGCUCUUUGGCAUCAACAUCUACUUCAAUGCCUUCUGGACCGUCCCAACCUACAAGCCCAUGCACGACUUCCUCAAAUAUGAUUUCUUCCAGACCAUGUCUGUCAUUGGAGGCCUCCUCCUUGUGGUUGCACUGGGUCCUGGUGGAGUCUCCAUGGAUGAGAAGAAAAAAGAGUGGUAACAGGAAUAGCAAUGCUUCCUGGGACGUAACAUAUUAAGUCCAGAACUGAUUCUUUAUGGAUUCAACACAAACUGCCAGCAUUUUACAUGUACAUGCCCCCUUCCUAUUAAAGGCACAGAUAUUAUGAAUUUGAUUUACAGUGGCACCAGUAAUAUAAUAGAUAAAAUCCUCUUUCUUCAAGGAAUGUUGCCUAGGCUUAUUCUAACUUCCUAGAUUUGGAACUAACCCAAGGAAGCUGCAUUUUGCUGAUGCUUCAGUGAGUUGCAGUAGAACAGUUGCUGUCUUUAAUGUCAGCAGUUUUAAAAGUUGAAGUACUGUGAGCAGAUACAGCUGUAUCAUUCAGUGUGCUGUUGGGUUUGAGCUAUAACUGAAAAAGUGGAUCCCCUUUCUCACCCUCGUCAAAACAGUCUUGUGCAUAAGGAGUUCCAUUGCUGGUUAUAGCAUUGCUUAUGAAGGUGGAGAGCAGCAUCAAAAAAAAAAAAAAUCACUGUUUUCGCUGCUCAGAGGCCUGUAAUUCCACUUUAACAGCAGGGGAGGUCUUCCCUGCUCCCAAACAGAAGGCAAAAAAGAAAACUCUGAAAGUAGUUGUAUCCCCCUCUAGGUAAGAAAAGGGAGUGGGUUUUCUAACAUGUCCCAGUUCUGCUCUUGAGGGGAACAAGGGAGAAUUCUGUUUUGCUAAUCAGGAAUCCUACAUGGCUAAUCAGAUUUCAAGGAGGAAUGGGGGUGGGCAGGAAGAUAUUCCUGAAGAGAC